UUGCCUCAGAAACGGCUCACUGUUCUGGAAAUUCAGCUCCCCGACAAGAUCUUUACUCGAACAAAUGGCCAUUUGCCGAAGAUCACAGACAUUGACGAGGCUCCUGUUCUACCAGUUAAACCCGCUCCAUCAAACGUAGUUCAACCAGCCUCUGUUGGUCGAUCAACACGGGCAACGGAGGAUAAGCGAUCAGUUCCCGAGCAUUAUAAAGGUCAGUCCAAGUCGAUCUCUUUGCAUUCGGGAACAGAUGACGCGGACGAUACUAUUGCCCGUUCUGAACUCGAUCUGCGUCAAGUCGCUUCACAUGUGGGCCCCGAUUGGCCUGUGUUGGCCAUGUACUUGGGUGUGAGUGAACCGGAUAUGGAUGAAAUCUCUUCACGUUACACCAGUGACGAAGAAUGUGCCUAUGCAAUGCUGCUACAUUGGCAAGAACAAACCAGUGAUCUACAGACAUCUGGGACCCGACUGGCGCAAGCUUUACGGCAGCUCGGUCGAGAUGAUGUGCUGAGAAACUGCAUGAUGAAUGUGGCUCCAGUGACAUCAGAGGAGGAACGUGACCAAGCUCUGCGUACUUUAGCCGCUGCCGGUGUUUCUGGUCCCUACAGUGAAAGCAGCGGGGUUGGUACUUCGUUAGAUUUCAGUGCCUCGCAAGCCACAGUUGCACCGUCUGUGGAGCCUGGACCGAGACAGUCGGUCGAAAUGGAUGUGAUUGUUCCGGUCCAUGUCACUCGUCGUGCGGAAUCGGAUCAGCAAAUUGUCCCGCAGCAGCAGCAGCAACAGCAAUCAACCCAGCCCCGAAUGGAUUCAAGUGAACGUGUGAUUGUGUUGGAAGGGUCUAAACAACUUUUACAGGAAGAUGAGCCUAUUCGGUCGGAAUCGCCGCCCUCUAAUGAAGGAGUGCCUGUGGAGGAAGAAGUAAUUGUCCCGGCGUCUUCACAGCGUGAUGCACCUCGGUCGUUUGGUUCUUCCUACCAAGAACUUUCUCUGGAGGAUGCUCUUCGGCCACAGGAGGGCGGCCAACAGGGGACUGUACAUGCAGCAGCAGCACACGAACAUGUCUAUGAAGGACCGGAAAUCGAAGAGGCCCCAAUUCAAGCCACCUGUUGCCCAAAAUUGGGAGAGAAUGAAGCCACAUGGGGUCGUGCUGCAAUGGAGUGUUUAACAUCACUAGAAUCGGAGGGCGCCUUGUCCGAACCCAGUCCUGAUACAGAAUCAGCCAUGCCUGAAGCAGUGGUUGUUCCGGCUCCGGGAUGGGACGUUUCCGACUCCGAUACGAACCUUGUCCUAUUUGAUGAUAUUUACGACCAGGCUUUGGGUGAAUUAUUAGCCAAUCGGCUUCUUAACCAACAGCCUACCUCGUUGACACCUAUUCCCGAGGUGUCUGAAUAUUCCGUAUUGUCAUCAUCCUUGGCCAGUGCGCAACCGGCCAGUAGUUGGGACAGUGGAGAUCUUAGCCCAUCCGGGUCGAUGGAGAGCCGUGCACGGGCCUCUCGUCGAAUGUUGCAUCAGCUAUUGCAACAGCUUCGUCAACCAACUGAUCCGGAGUUUAGUGCAACCGAGCCACGUGUACGGGAUCUAACCGGUAAUGGUGAUCCAAAAAGGAGAUCGGCCGAAGGCUAUCCGUUGGACCCUGCCGGUCAAGAACCGGCUGGGGGCUCGUUGCACACGCGCACUUCCAGUAGUCGCUCAUCCCUGGCUGAUUUCAUCCGGUUAGAAACAUCCUGCGAGGGCAGUCGAGUUGAUCUGUCAGAAGAGGAACGUCAGUUAAUUUCCGGUCAAUACGAUGCAAGUCUGCGUGACCUUGUGGCCGGUAUUCAAGCUCUUCAACGUCAGCAUUUAGAUGAGGCUCAGGGUGCGGCUGCUCUAGCUUCGGCAGAAAGCAGUUCGGGCAGUCAUUUGGCCAUGGGUUCCGGGGAGGCUGAGCGUCGAGUUGGAGCUGGUCAUCAGGAAAUGACUCAUGCAAUGGAGGAUAGUCCGUCUGUCUCGUUAGUUGCUUCCCUUAUGGCAGCGCAAAUGCAACAGCUAAUUCAAUCCGUUUCAGCCAGUUCGUCCAGCGUCAGCUCUCAUCCGCGCUCAUCAGCGAGCGUUUCUUCCGCUCCAUCGCACACUACUCCAUCGGACAAGUCCUCUGAAGAUCGGAGUAGGGAUCCUGCUCCCACCAGUUGA
This is a messenger RNA of Echinostoma caproni, 2166 nucleotides long. NCBI's taxonomy places the organism in Eukaryota, Metazoa, Platyhelminthes, Trematoda, Plagiorchiida, Echinostomatidae. The record is from the annotation of a GenBank genome assembly.